This is a messenger RNA of Pleurotus ostreatus (oyster mushroom), 2679 nucleotides long. RefSeq lists its product as uncharacterized. The transcript has 8 exons. The record is from RefSeq and is a predicted model, not a curated record. Bases 1 to 2679 code for a protein of 892 amino acids. NCBI's taxonomy places the organism in Eukaryota, Fungi, Basidiomycota, Agaricomycetes, Agaricales, Pleurotaceae.
AUGUUUGACCGCCAGCCUACUCAGUCAGCGUCGUCGUCGACGUUGUCCCAUGCCACAAGUACCAUCGACGAGCUAACCGUUGCUCUCACAAACUACUCCCGACUACCGUCCCCAGAGCUCGAAUACUUCGCCACUUGCUGUUGUGGAAGGAAAGAAUGCGCGAAUACCAAGUCUUGGGCUGCAUUCAAGUCCGCCCUGGAGAACAGACUUAUCCUCAGUGCCGAAGUGGGACAGGCGUUACUUCAGAAGCACGACUCCUAUGUUCAGCAACACGAGGAGUGUCAUAAACUCGGCACGGCGACUGCCCUCCAUGAUUCAAUACCGUCUGAAAUAGCGGAACUGCGGCGAGAGAAAGCAGCGUUAGAGAAGCGACUGAACCAAGCUUUGGUCAAUGCGGAAGUUGCAGAAGUGUCUACCAAGACCGCGCAUCAAGAGUUGGAAGAAGCUCGAGCUACGAUAGUUCGUCUUACGGUCCAAAACGCGAAGUCUUUGGGAUGGGACAACCGCCUCUCCGCUGUGGUGAAAGAAAAGGAUGAUCUGCAGCAGGAACGGGAUAGCGAGGCAGCGCGGGCGAAGGCGGCAGAGUCACGAUUGACUGCCUUGCGGCAACGGAUGGCCAAAGUCCAGCGGGAAGUGCGGCAAUUACAGCAGGAUUUGGAGCAGCGCAGGUCGUACAGACUAGAAUCUUCCAAGACACUACUUCACGAAGCUCGAGCUCGUAUCGAGUCUUUGCAAGAGUCGCUUGGACAAUCCGCCAUGGUUGAGCAGGCUGAACUCUUGAAGGUUGUGGGAUCGUUGAUUGACGACAACGACUCUCUGAAGCGGGACAAUGCUGAGCUGCAGUCUUUACUUGCGGAGGCCCGUGAGGAUAUUCAACACAUGCAGGAAGAGUUGGAAGAGCAACGCGCGAAUCCUACGUCCUUAGGAGGAGCAGCAGCUUUCCCUGGGCUGCAGGUUCAUUCCGGUAGCGUCCCGGCGUCAUCCACAAUGGAACAGUUAGGUAGACGGAGGCGUCCUUCCAGUCUCUCAAGACACCCAUUUCAACUACCGACACCGGAUUUACCUCCACGACCAUUAUCCCCAGCAGACUCCUUCGCUACGUCUGAGACACCUUCCUUCGGCCAGCCCAACUCUCGUUAUCCUCGAUCGCAACUUAGCUUCGAUCUCGACGACGACACGCUCGUGCUCAAGGAAACUUUCCAAUCUCGCUCUGUCCAGACAGACCUUCAACUGGGCUUGUUAUCCCCGUCUCCCUUCCUCUCUUCGUCGCCGUCGCCCAGUGCCCUUCGCUCCGAGUCAUCAUCUGUAUCUGAAUCGCAAGUGGGCCACAUUUCCACCUUGGUCGAGCGUAUGGCUGCUCUUCUCAGCCGCAUGACACAGGCGGAUCCUUUAACUCUGACAAACCGCCUUAAGCGACAACAUCUAAGAGGGGCAGAUGUUGGACAUCUAUCGCGGAGUACCAUAGGAAACAUCAUUAACGACAUCACCCAUAUCAGAUAUCAAUUCCGUACGCUACUUGAGGACGAGAAAGCGAACACGUUGUGCACACGCAAAGACUUGCGGGGUUUAUUCAAGUUGUUCAAGGAUGUGUUCACAGAAAUGGGCACAAUGCGAGCCACGCUCAACGAUAUCAUUUUAGACCCUUCGAUUGCCAUCAAUUUCAGCGAACAAGCGUUAAACCCAGAGAAGUCCGAAGCUUCGAAAGGCAAGAUAGCUGUCACAAAUCAGAAUCCUACGCUGGGUGGCUGGAUAGCGCCCCUCUCCAAGCUUUUUGGAGCCCCAAGUCCUGUAGGCCCUGAGGCAAACCAACCCAACAGAGUUACUUCUCCGCUUUCUCGUGGAAAUACUAUCGGUGCGCCGGGUCGACCUAUACCGAAAAUCAUCCCAAAGCAACGACCAGCUCUGUCUGCAUCCAACACGACAGUCAAUGUCGAAUUUUCUGGGUCUGGUCUGGGUCGUUCCGUUACCAAUACUUUCUCUGCCCAUGCGACGAUUAAGGCCGACCCUCAGAUUGGUCUUGGUCAGCCGCCUCACAGCUCUGGCAGCAGUGCAAUGGAUCUAUUCGCUGGCGCCCCGAGGGUCCCGACUGACCCUUGGGUACUUAUUCCAAACGCCCCUAAGCGAUCAGCGACGUUGAACCCGGACGCCACGAUAGGACGACGGUGGGGUCGAACAGGGCUGAGUCGCUUCUCAAGGGAUGUCGACGCAGUCAUCGAUAUCCCUGCCACGCCGCAACCCAUGAAUGCAGCUGAUGUAGAUACUAAUGAGGAGCAGGACGAAGUUCCUCCCCUCCUUCAGAGGACGCUCCGUCGUCGGGGUCUUUCUGAUUCUUCCAUUCAUUCAACAUUUUCCACGCAUCAAGAAGACGCGGGUUCGUCUCCAACACAAGAAACGCCGUCACCGGAAGAGACUUCGCCAGGAAUGUCCGUGUUGCAAGCUUUCAGUCGCACCGUUCAGAAUUUUAGGAUUCCAUCUAUGGCAAGCAUGACGCAUACACCCGAGCUUGUUACUAGUCCCGUGUCAUCAACAUUUUCGCGUCCCUCUCGACCCCAAACUGCCGGCAGCAUACGAAUACCACGAAACAGAGCGCUACCUACAGCAUGGCAGACUCCGGAUCCCUUUGAAGCAGGGAGCAUACGCGAGGAAGACCUUUUACACCGACAACACAUGCUAGGAUGA